AUGACGAUCUAUCAGUUGCGUCGUUUACAUGUCAAUCAAAAUUCGCAAUCAUUGUUACCAGAUGAUACUGUUCUUUUGUACCAAACGACGAAAAUUGGAAGGAAUCCUGACUUGGUCGACGUUGUCCUAAUUUCACAAGUGCACAGUAAUAUGAUCUCAAGAGAACAUACGACAAUAUUUGUAAAAGCAAAACGUGAUCGAUAUGCAUGUUUCAUAAAAGAUCAUUCCCUCAAUGGCACUUAUGUUAAUGAUUUUAGGGUAUCAGGUGAAGCUGAGUUACAACAAGGUGAUGUAAUCAAAUUUGGACAUGUAAAUGGUGCAGCUAUUAAGCCCGGUUGCUAUGGACCGCAAACUUCCGCCGAAUUUACAUUUCUUUUUGAAGAAGCACCAGCUCAUCGAUUAAGUGAUCGCAGACGUCCUAUAACAAUUAUGGGUAAUGCACGACAGGAUUUUUCCCAGAUGUUUGUCGGUGAUGGGAGGAACUUGCAUGCAGCAUCUCGAUUACCUUUGGCCAAUCCAUCCAUGGAACUUGCCACUUCAUGGCAGAAUCCAGCUACUGCUGGUGCCGCAGCAGCGCCGUUCUAUAAUUUGCAGAGGUUUCCUGGUUAUUAUCAAGCAGCCUUUCCUCAACUCAGUUCUGCUUAUCUACACUCACUCUGGCCUCAAAAUCCUUGGCCGUCGCAAUCACCCACAGCUGUCCAGCAAUUUCAGCACCAUCAACUGGAACAGCAGAAACAAGUAGAGGCUGUUGCACAGUGUGGUCAGCUGACUAAUCCGGUAUGGAUGGGUGCAAAUGCGCAGAUUGCUGUCGACACUUCAUCUUUCAUGGGAACAGCUGGUGAUAAUCGACUACGUACUAUUAUAUCGGAGCAAGCAUCUUCACCAAGGGUAACUUCGAAUAUCACAGUUCAAAUGGCGGUUACUGCUGCCGUUGCAGGAGCAUGCUCUCAACGAUCGGCUACCGCAACUGCAGCAGUCACCGACCAAUCAUCUGGAAUUGUUGGCCAAAAUAUCAGUACGCAAAGCAAUCAGUUAUUACAGUCUUUAGCGCAGCACACAUCAGCUUCACAUUCAGCUAGAGGUUUGCCUUCUGCUACAAUGUCAGGAAAUAUUCCGGUUACUCGAAAUAGUGGAACAACAACUAUACGUCGACAUCAAUAUUCAACUACUUUACGAGCAGCCGAUACACAGAAGGUUUCAAGACUAGCGGAUUGUUCUCCUGUCCAGGUAAUUGCUACUCCAUCAGCUAUUGAUAGUGUGAAACGUAUGGAAUGUGACAGUUCCGUGCCAAGUCCGCCCAAAACUCAGCAGCAACAACAAACGACAGGAGCCAUGUUUGGUGCGGUACCAGCCGGUGUUGUUAGUAUCCAUCGGACAACGACGACAGCAGUAUUAUCGCAACCAUCAAUAUCAUCAAUAACAGCUAUUUAUGCUCCAGCUCAAGUUCAGGCUCAGGAUCCAACCCCAAUACUGUCAGCAGCAGCAGUAGCAGCGCUACCAGGCAGUGAACGAAGGUUUAGUAAUGAUAGAAUUUCGAAAACAGUAAGCACCUGUAGUACUUUCACAGUUUCAAAUGCUGUAUCAACUGCUAUGACUGGCAUGAAUGUGGGCGCAAUAACACCAGCACCAGUUGGAUCUGUAGCGUCUGCUGCGCUUCCUCAAGUGCCAAUGUCAUCUACAGCUACCUCGGUUAUAACACAAGAAAAACCCAUGGAGGAGUUGCAAAGAGAAAAUGCGGAACGAAAUAGCCGAUUGUCUGGUUUGGAAGAAUUAACAGAAGAUUUAUUAGAAGACUGUGGCCCACCGAGACGUGCGCCUACACCGGCAUCCAUUUCCUCUGAAUUACCUACUGGAUCAACGGUGCAACAGGAGCCCCAUAUUGUUGAUGAACCGAAACCAUCUGAAUCAUUGCAUUCACCACUUCAUCAAUCACCAAAAAGACGCGGGCAUGGUCAUUCGGAUUCGUCAUGUUCGCCUACUCAAACACCUAUCGUAGUAGGACAAAAAGUUGAGUCGAAGAGACGACGUAAGAAUAAUGAGGUAGCCAUGUUGUUGAAUGAUUUAACUGAAGUGGCAUGGAAUCAUCUUGCAAGAAAGAGUACUAAUAAAAUUACUGCUCCAACACAAACAAGGAAGGCGUACGUACAUGAUGAAGAUGAUGAUAUUGAUGAUAGAAGCUCAAAAAGUGAUUCAAGUCUCUCAGAAAAGCAUGAAGAAAAAAAGCAACAACAGAAGAGUGUUACGAAAUCAAAAAAUGCUUCACCAUCAAAAAGUGGAAUUUCUUCCAAAAUUAGGGAUUCUGAUAGAAGUACUGCACGGAAACGUGGUCGUCCGAAGAAAGGUUGCAAUACUGCAGAAAAUGCAAUCACUGCAAAUACAAGUAAAAAGAAAGCAGCAGAGAAAAAAAAACGGAAGAAGAGAUCUUCUAGCAGUGGUAAUAUGAGUUCGGAUUCUGAAGAUGAUAAGGAAGAGAGAAAGGAAGAUUUGAAGCCGCAAACUCUACCAAAAGAACAGCCAGGUACUUCAGCGGCUGAAAAGAUUGAAAGAGCACUUGAUAUGAUGAGGAAGAGACAGACAUUACCAGAUUCUGAUAAUGAAAGCAGCAGUUCAUCAUUUGUCACUUCUUCAUCACCUUCUCCGAUCCGACGAACAUGGGGUGCUACAUCACAAUGUAAAACUGGACACACACCUGGUGGUAGUGGUAUAAGUAAGAAAAAAAGAAGUAAAACGGGCCGUCAAUCACGUUCGAUGAGUAAGGUACCACAUAAGGGAAUCGUCACCUCUUCCAUAAGUACUCGAAAGAAAGGACGUAGAAAGAAAAAGCGAUCGUCAUCCAGCGAAAGUGAGAUAUCACUGGAAACAAGCAGUAUUGAUUGGGAGAAGGUGAAACCAGUGGUUACACCGUUACCAUCGGCACAUGCGUCAAUAGUAUUCGAUGAAUGGACAUACCACGAUCCAGAAAAACAAUGCGACGCCAGGUCAGGUUGCAAAAAACCACAAAGUGAAAGCGUUGUUUGGGUACAAUGUGAUUACUGCUGCCGAUGGUACCAUAUGGAAUGUGUAACAGAGCAUGGUGUAACAGUUGGUAAUUCAGAUGAUUUCAAUUGUGGCUGUAGGGAAGCAAACAAAAGAAAUUAA
This is a messenger RNA of Cercopithifilaria johnstoni, 3138 nucleotides long. The record is from the annotation of a GenBank genome assembly. Lineage: Eukaryota; Metazoa; Nematoda; Chromadorea; Rhabditida; Onchocercidae.